Messenger RNA from Armigeres subalbatus, 1812 nucleotides. RefSeq lists its product as uncharacterized. The record is from RefSeq and is a predicted model, not a curated record. Lineage: Eukaryota; Metazoa; Arthropoda; Insecta; Diptera; Culicidae. Bases 1 to 1812 code for a protein of 603 amino acids. Gene Ontology annotation, molecular function: nucleic acid binding. The transcript has a single exon. Gene Ontology annotation, biological process: DNA integration.
AUGUGGACUACAUACGUGGCAAACCGAGUGGCGAAGAUACAAACUAUCACCGAAAAGGGUCACUGGAGGCACGUACCAGGUGUGGACAAUCCGGCUGAUCUCAUAUCCAGGGGAAUUCCGCCAGCAGAAAUCGUGGAAAACCGAUUCUGGUGGCAGGGUCCAACGUGGUUGGAACUACGAUCAGAAUUUUGGCCAAAAGCACCUACAAGUUUUGGAGAGGAAGGAGAGGAAGAAAAACGUCGGAUGGUAGUUGCAAGCUCAGCGUCACCAUAUUCGGAGUUCAAUGACCAAUAUAUUGCAAGGUUUGCAUCAUACACCGACAUGAUCCGUCGGACUGCAUAUUGGCUGCGUUUGAUGAAAUUACUUCGCAAACCAAGGGAAGAGAGGAAGGAUGGGUCGUUCUUGUCCACCGCAGAACUGCGACAAGCGGAAAACGUAUUGGUUAGAAGAGUUCAAAAUGAGGUCUUCGGUAGAGAAUGGAAGGCGAUCAUCAAUAAAACCGUUUUACCAUCUAAUUCACCUCUACGGUGGUAUAAUCCGCUUCUUUCAAAGGAUGGAAUCAUGAGAGUCGGUGGUCGUUUGAAUAAAUCCCAAGAAGCUGAAGAGAGCAAACAUCCCAUUCCAUUACCAGCUCGACACUCUUUUACUCGUUUGAUGUUAAAGCAUUACCACGAAAGGCUUCUACAUGCUGGUUCACAGCUUAUGCUGGCUGUAGUCAGACUACGAUUCUUGCCGCUAGGAGGGAGAAGUGUUACCAGGCAAAUUGUUCACGAAUGCUUGAAAUGCUACCGUUCAAAACCAACUGCCAUUCAGCAGUUCAUGGGCGAUCUACCAGCGUCUCGAGUGACGGUUGCAAGGCCAUUUUCCCGGACAGGCGUGGAUUUUUUUGGACCCGUCUACAUCCGUCCAGCCCUACGACGACCCACAGUAAAAGCCUACGUCGCCCUCUUCAUUUGCAAGGAGGUGCACCUGGAGUUGGUCACAGAUUUGUCCACUGGACGUUUCCUCCAAGCUCUACGUCGGUUUGUGUCAAGGAGAGGAGAAUGCAGCGAUAUUUAUUCCGACAACGGCAUCAACUUUGUAGGAGCCAGAAAUAAGUUGCAGGAGUUUUUUAAACUGUUGAAGGAUCCAACUCACAGGGAAAUCCUAUCCAAAGAGUGUUCGGAGCAAGGGAUACAGUGGCACUUUAAUCCGCCCAGUGCACCACACUUCGGAGGCCUCUGGGAGGCCGCAGUUCGUUCAGCGAAGAAGCAUCUCUUGAAGGUUGUCGGCGAAAAUCCCGUUUCAGCUGAAGAUUUUACAACACUUCUUGUACAGGUGGAAGGGUGUUUAAAUUCACGGCCACUCACCCCUAUGUCGGAGGAUCCCGAAGACUUGGAACCGUUGACUCCCUCGCAUUUCCUUGUUGGAACGUCACUUCAAGCAAUACCCGAGCCCAAUCUUGAAGACAUUCCUCUCAAUCGGCUUGAUAAAUAUCAGCUUAUGCAACGAAAGCUCCAAGACUUCUGGCGCAGAUGGCGCCGGGAAUAUUUAUGCCAACUCCAAGCUAGAACCAAGCGUUGGAAACCACCAGUUCCGGUGGAAGUAGGAAAAUUGGUCGUAAUUCAAAAUGAUAAUGUUCCCCCGAUGCGGUGGAGAAUGGGACGAAUACAAUCUCUUCAUCCUGGCAACGACAAUGUGGUUCGAGUAGUGACCGUGAAGACGUCGUCCGGCAUGUUGACUCGUCCAGUAGAAAAACUAUGCUUCUUGCCAUUACCGGAUUGCAACGAAGAACCAAAAACUCAAAUCGCCUCGUCCAACAUUGAAACGUAA